GUAUGAAAGAAUCAUAUACAGAUGAUUAUUUUAAUUAACAGCAUGAUUUCAUAAUGAAUAUGAAAGACUGUUCUUUUAAUCUGAAGUUUACUGUCUAUUUACGUUUAUCGGUUUAUGUAAUGUGAGUGUUCUUUUUAGAAAAUGUCACUCCUAUUUUUGGUUAAGAUCCAUUUAAUCAAAAUGGCGGUAUAUUAAAAAGUCUGCGCUGUUUCUGUAUAAGGGCUGUAAACGUGUAUUUCCUAAUUAGCCUAAUAAUAAUAAUACGUUGUCAAAAAUAACACCAAGAUGAGUAACAUUUAUAUACAGGAACCUCCGACGAAUGGAAAGAUUUUAUUAAAGACAACAGCUGGUGAUAUUGAUGUUGAGUUAUGGUCAAAAGAGGCACCGAAAGCAUGUCGGAAUUUUAUUCAACUAUGUAUGGAAGGUUAUUACAACAACACCAUAUUCCAUCGGGUUGUACCAGAUUUCAUUGUGCAGGGUGGAGACCCUACUGGAACUGGAAGUGGAGGAGAGUCCGUCUAUGGCCAGCCCUUCAAGGAUGAAUUUCAUUCCAGGCUGCGUUUCAACAGAAGAGGAUUAGUUGCCAUGGCAAAUGCAGGACCCCAUGAUAAUGGAAGUCAGUUUUUUUUUACACUAGGACGUGCAGAUGAACUUAACAAUAAACACACCAUAUUUGGAAAGGUCACUGGGGAUACGGUUUACAAUUUGUUGAGAUUAGCAGACGUGGAAACUGAUAAAGAUGAAAGGCCCCUAAACCCUCACAAAAUACGUUCUACAGAGGUAUUAUACAGUCCAUUUGAUGAUAUUGUUCCUCGGGAAAUUAAAAGGAGCAAUAAAGAAAAAGAAAAAGAAGAUGGAAAGAAAUUCAGUUCCAAGGCCACAAAGAACUUUAGUUUACUUUCCUUUGGCGAAGAGGCUGAAGAGGAAGAAGAAGAAGUCAGUAAGAUAAGUCAGGGUUUGAAAGGGAAGAGCAAAAGCAGUCACGAUUUGUUAAAGGAUGAUCCAAGGCUAAGCUCAGUUCCUGCUGUUAGGAGUGAUAUGUCUAAGGAAGGAAGUUGGGAAUCAUUUGAGGCAGAGAAGGAAGAUAUUCCAGGAGAUAAUGAUAAUGAUACUGAUGAACAGGAACAGCUGAGGGCUAUGCUGGCCAAAAAACUAAAGAAAGACAGAAGUGACAACGUUACUAAAGAAACUAGUAAUGAUAUGUAUAACGAAAAGAAGAGUAGCCGCAGUGAAGAACUGAGAAAAGAGGCACGUCAGCUAAAAAGGGAACUUUUGGCAGCAAAACAGAGGAAAGAAGAGACUGUUACAAACUUGGAAAAAAAGGAAACUGAAACUAAAGCUUCCAACCCUGCAGUUUCAGAAUAUUUGGAGGAAAGAAAAAAGUACACUGAAAUACGAAAACGAAAGCAAAAAGGAUCCAGUCGGGAGGAGCAGACACUUGCACUUUUAGACCGUUUUAAGAAUAAACUUUCAAGUGCUAUCACUGAAGCUCCAGAAAAGGAUGCUGAAGAACUGGUAAACGAUGAUGAUGACAAGGGAUGGAUGUCCCACGUUCUUCAUUUUGAUGAUCAAACCAGAAAAGUAAAAGAUGCAAAUGUGCAAGAUGAAGAUACAUUUGAAAUCUAUGACCCACGUAACCCAGUAAACAAAAGGCGCAGAGAAGAGAGCAAGAAGAAAAUGAGAGAGAAGAGAGAGCGGCAGUGAGCUAAAGCUAUACAUGUGUAGGAGCGCAGCAACCAUUAGCUGUGGCUUUGAUUAUAUUUGCCUGCAAUUGUCCAUCUAUUGUUUGUGCAAAUUAUCUGGAGCUUUUUUGUGGACUAAAGAAACAAAAAUGAUGCAGACCUCAGCUCUCUUAGAAGUUUAUACUUUUAAUUAAAUAGCCUCAAGACUUCAUAGAUCUUCCUGACAUCAAGCCAAAGGUUUGUUGGUUCUUAUUGACUGAAACAGCCCCCAGGGCCAAACUUCAACGGAACUUACAUUUUAGAGUAGGUUCUUUCUUAGAAAUUUCUUUGUGGCCAGACUGCAUUUAUUUUAAUUUAUUUAAUGCUGUGUCCUAAAAUGACUGGAUUCUGUAGAACAAGAUAUGUAUUUUCUUAAAUUGAGUAGCAGUAAACUAAUUUAGAUUUUUUUGGCAUAGGAUAAUUAAGGUUUAUCCAUGUUAGUAAUGGGAGAAGACUUUGAUUUACAGGUACAUUUUAUAUAUGUCUAAAUAUUUUUCAACAUUUUAAUGUUUUUUGUACAUCUUCAACCUCUGGUCUGGUCAUAUUUCUGAGUUAAAUGGUCAAAUGCAUUUAGUUUAAUUGGACAUGAGAAACCCUUUAGUGAUUAGAAAAUGUAAAAUUAAUUGAAAACAUUUUAAAACUAUACAAAAUGAUUUAACAAAUGAAGAUUUCCAAUAAAAAUGUCAUUUUGAAUGUCUUUAAUUACUAUUACUUAGGCAUAUUGAAAAUAUUACAGAUACUACAGCACUGACUACAGAGUUGGCACUCACAAUAGUCUCUGGAACUUUGUGACAUGGUAUUAGAAUUUUUAGUUUGAAAAAUGUUGGGAAAAUAUGGAAUACUCUCUUAGAGGUUUUUUUUUACUAAUUAACUAUUCUAGGUAAUUUCGACAAUCCAUUAGCUUUAAAACCUUGAAACAAUUUAACACUAAUGAAUCAUAUGGUGUUAUGCCAACAUUACAAUGCAGCACAUUCUUUUAAAAACAGCAAGCAUAAUGCAUGAAUACCAAAGUAAUUUUACCUGGAAGAUGCACAGUAGUAUCUCUUAAUGUUUGCAAACUGCAAUUUUGUCGGCAGCUGGAAAAUGCAAUUAUAGUUGUGUGAUAUGCAAAGUACAACUUAUGUAGCAUGUUUUCUUUCAACUUGAAUCCAAAAUGUAUACUGACCUUUGUUUUUGUCUGAUGGUAAAGGGUCCUUCAUAUAUUCACUAUUGUUGUUUCAAAAUAAUGAAGACUCAAAGCUUUUUUUAGCACAAAAUACUUCAGUUCUCUUAACAUACAUUUUUUAAAUCACAGAGAAUACACCCAUUACAAAUGAGCAUACAUUUAAUGUACAAUAGUAAUAAUAUGCAAAUAAUGUUCAAUAAUUUCAAAAAUGGGGUGAUAGAAUUGUGAACUGAGUGAUGCUACUGUAUUACAGCUCCAGGGUCCUUUGCUUAAAUCACAGCCCAUGCACUGCUAGUAUGGAGUUAAUACAGUUUUCAUCACACAUUCCAAAGACAUGUUAAUAUUUUGACAACUCUAAAUUUGGGCAAUGUAAAUUACUGUGUUUCUAACUGUGAGUGUGCCUUGUAAUGUAUUGACGCCAUAGUCAAGAUUGGAUUCUGCCUUGUGUCCAAUGCUGCUGGAACAGACCCUGAAUCCCAGCACUAAAUAAAUACAUUUGAAAAUGGAAUGAUAUUUCCUGAAAUGACUGCAUAGAAAUUCAUGUAACAAAAGUUCUCCUUCACAACUAGAACAGUAGUUAUAUUGAGGCAAAUAUGUUAUCUAUUGGGAACAUUAAGCUUAGAAAUGUGUUAAAUGCACACAAAAACUGAUAAGGGUUGCUGAUUUUUUUUUUUAGAUGAAAUUCAUCCGAUUCUGUCGAAAAAAAAUUGUAAUCUAAUCCAUUGCUUAAUGAUGCCAUGACUGUGUGGGGCACUAAAGAAGCCAAUACGUAAUUCUUUUGUUAGAUUUUUCAUUCUUCUAAGUAAUAGGUUUUUAAUACAGUAAGUACUUAUCGCAUUGACUUUCCAUUGUCUUUUAGGCAGGGUACCUUUUUCCAAAAUACUCUCUGCUAAUGUAACAGAGCUCUUACUCUUGCAGCUACAGGGUGAGCAGAUUUUGGCGAACCUUGACAGUGCAAAAUUUCAUAUCUUUGCAUAUUCCUGCACUAUGUUUUACAAAUAUUAUGACAUGUACUAAUAUUAAGUGUUUCAUUACCUAAGUGAUUUGUCUUUCACAUCACUAUGGAGGAAAUUUGGUCAAUUCACCCAUUGCAAGCUGCUUCCAUUUAGAAACUUUUUCUUUGUUUUUGCAUCAUCUGUUGUCCAACAUUUCCAUUUACUCUUUGAAUUCCAAUAGACUGUUCCACAUUAUUUCUUCUCACUUCUCAAAGUAAUAUUCAUGUUUUCAUGACAGACCAAAAUAUUUUAAUGUGUGAAAUACCACGUAUAAAAAUUCCUAUUCCUUAAGUUUUGAAGAACUAGCAGCACUUCAGCUAACUUGAGAUUCCAUGCUGUUCUUCAAGAUGAAUGUUUUUUGCCUGCUACACUCUGGUAAAUCCCUUUUUUGAAUAGCACUCUUUUGAAUCUUAUUAUGGGUGUCAGACCUAAAUGAUUUAAAGCUACUCAACAGCCAUUCUGAGGCAGGCUUGGUUUUGUACCAUAUCAUCUGUAUUUCAAGGCUACAAUAAAUAUCUGACUAUGGCAUUGUAGUACCUUGGAACAUUACUCACAGACCCUGAGUGGCACAAAAUUAUUGUUAUGGUGCUUUUCAGGAAUAUCUUUUAAAAUCUGAAUGAUGAAAAUCUACCUUAGCUGAAGAUUAUGAUAUUAUAGGAUAUUUUUGGCAUUCAUAUAGGCCAAGGAUGAACCUAUUUAUGUCUGUUUAAUAACGAAUUCACGUAUCAGACCCUGGCUGGAUAGAAUACACUCUGGUAAGUAGUUUUUCACAGUUUGGUUAUUGGUAAUGAUGAUUGGAUUUGAUAAAAAAAAAUGAACAUCUGAUAACAUUCAAUAUGAAAAGAAAAAUCAGCCAUUAUGGAAAGUCAAAAGGGGUACUUUUUUAUUGAAUUGUAUUACCUUACACUGUUCCCACAGAUUUACCAUGUCUUUCCAAACAAGUCAGUUUGAAAUAGCUGGAUUGAGGAAAAGUUAUUUAAAAUGUUGUCAACUUUGUUUAAAGAGCCCAGAAAGGUUUACUGGCAGGGGUACCCUUUAGGAAAGGUUUGGAGUGUGUCCUUGUUGAAAAGAUGUUACAUUCUCUGCGAGCAAUAGAGGACAGUAUUUAAAAGCAUUGACUAGUUCUCUGCGAAAUAGAAGAAUACUAUCUGACAUAUAAAGAAUACCCUGGAAUCAUAUUCUCAAUGAACCUAAUAUUAGUUGAAGGGUUUUGAAUGUCAAUAAAUAGUUUAAUUGGAAAAGUCUGAUAAUUGAUAACAUAUCAGUUAGUUAUAUUUUACAUGUCUUAUGAUAUGUAUUAUUGUAUGGGUAGCGUGCCUAACAGGUGCUUGAAGGAAUAUCUGUGGCCACUGGAAUUUUUGGUCCCAGCGAUUUCAAAUUGCAUUCUUAACCCUUGAACUCAUAACCAGGAUGCAGCUGGAAAUAGUACCUUGCUGAUUCUUAAAACCUAUUUCUGGUUUGACUACACCUGGGAAUUGAUUUUGCGUUCCGGGACAUUUGAACAGAUAACAAUGCUCAAUACUGUAUUUUUUAAAUUAUUUACAAGAUGUAAACUAAUGAAGACUGGCAUGCUAGCCUCUCAUUUAUAUCUGCCUGUAUGUUAUUGUGUAAAUCAUGCUAUAUGAGUUUGACAGUAGCACGUCAGGAACAAAGUCCUCUGGAUUUCUCUCUAUUAUCUGCUCUUUCUUACAUAUUCUAAACAAAUUAUUUUAUUCAUUAUCUUGGACAAUAUUAACAUGACUAACUGAUGGAUGAAGAACUAUUAUACAUGCAUAUGAUUUGUGCGUAUACAGUGUGCAGUCAAAGUCCAUUGGUUUAUCUACCGAACAUGUGUACACAUUAAUUAAAAAGUAAUUGUAUGACAAAUUCA
This is a messenger RNA of Polypterus senegalus (gray bichir), 5751 nucleotides long. It is a transcript of the gene cwc27, whose product is annotated as CWC27 spliceosome associated cyclophilin. Lineage: Eukaryota; Metazoa; Chordata; Cladistia; Polypteriformes; Polypteridae. The record is from RefSeq and is a predicted model, not a curated record. Gene Ontology annotation, biological process: protein peptidyl-prolyl isomerization; protein folding. The coding region runs from base 286 to 1704 and encodes 472 amino acids. Gene Ontology annotation, cellular component: catalytic step 2 spliceosome. Gene Ontology annotation, molecular function: peptidyl-prolyl cis-trans isomerase activity. The transcript has 14 exons.